This is a messenger RNA of Hippoglossus stenolepis (Pacific halibut), 8113 nucleotides long. RefSeq names its product myosin X, like 3 (gene myo10l3). Gene Ontology annotation, cellular component: cytoskeleton; myosin complex. The record is from RefSeq and is a predicted model, not a curated record. The transcript has 41 exons. NCBI's taxonomy places the organism in Eukaryota, Metazoa, Chordata, Actinopteri, Pleuronectiformes, Pleuronectidae. Gene Ontology annotation, molecular function: cytoskeletal motor activity; ATP binding; protein binding. The coding region runs from base 273 to 6587 and encodes 2104 amino acids.
CAGACAGCGGGGCAGAGACACGGCGCAGCUCCACGGCCGCUUCCCGGGACUGUGAACGCACCGUUCGGGCGACAAACUCCUCUGAAGUGUCCUCAAGCAGAACCGGGAACCGUGCGGCUGCUGACGGACCGCAGCGAACCGAGCAUUACACCGGACAGGAGAAGUUUUUUUUACCGGAUGGAAACCAGUCGGCAGUGCAGCUCCUCAUCCUCUCCCUCUGUGGUACCCUGAAGUCAGACUACAAAGAGACGAGGGGUCGGAACCUGCUGCCAAUGGACACUUUCUUCUCCGAGGGGGCCCAUGUGUGGCUGAGACACAAAGAGCAGCUCCUCCCCUCCACCGUCAGCUCUUGUGAUGAUUCGUCUCUGGUCCUCACGACCGACUAUGGGAAGGUGAUCUACCUACAGAAGGCGGAGCUGAACAGGGAGACGGUGUACGCCAUGCACCCCAGCAGCGUCCACGGAGUGGAGGACAUGUCCACACUGGCAGAGCUGCACGAAGCCGCCAUCAUGCACAACCUGUUUCUGCGCUACCAGAAUGACAACAUCUAUACCAACAUAGGUUCCAUCCUGGCGGCGGUGAAUCCCUACAAGCAGAUAGCAGGACUGUACGACGGCCCCGCAGUGGAUUUGUACAGCAAACACCAGAUGGGGGAGCUGCCUCCUCACAUCUUCGCCGUGGCCAAUGAGUGUUACCGCUGCCUGUGGAAGAGACACGACAGCCAGUGUGUUCUCAUCAGUGGUGAGAGUGGUGCGGGGAAGACGGAGAGCACCAAGCUGCUGCUGAAGUUUCUGUCAAUGAUGAGUAAGAACUCAGCAGGAACUCCUCUGUCAGAGAGGACCACCAGGGUGGAGCAGGCCCUCAUUCAGAGCAGCCCCAUCAUGGAAGCUUUCGGAAAUGCUAAGACUGUCUACAACAAUAACUCCAGUCGCUUUGGGAAGUUCAUCCAGCUCCACUUUUCACAAAAUGGAAACAUUCAUGGAGGCUGCAUCAUUGACUAUUUGCUGGAAAAGAAUCGUGUGGUUCGACAAAAUCCUGGAGAGAGAAACUACCACAUCUUCUACGCUCUGUUAGCAGGAGCUGACAGAGACCACAGAGACUUGUACUUACUGUGUGAAGGUCCUGAGUCAUAUCACUACCUGAGCCAGUCAGGCUGCAUGCAGGACAGCAGUCUGGAUGACAAGCAGCUCUUUGACAGUGUCAUGGAGGCACUGAAAGUGAUGGAGUUCAGUGAGGAGGAGAUCAGAGAUGUGUUCAAGCUGCUGUCUGCUGUUCUCCAGAUGGGCAACAUUGAGUUCAUGACUGCUGGUGGAGCUCAGAUCACGUCGAAAGGGGUGGUCAGUAACGUCAGCGAGCUGCUCGGCCUGGACUCCUUCCAACUGUCGGAGGUCUUGACCCAGCGCUCCAUGAUCCUCAGAGGGGAGGAGAUCUGCUCGCCGCUCACCGUGGAGCAGGCGGUGGACUCCCGUGACUCGGUUGCCAUGGCGCUUUACUCUCAGUGUUUCUCCUGGAUCAUAAUGAGGAUCAACCAGAAGAUUAAGGGGAAGGACAACUUCAAGUCCAUCGGCAUCCUGGACAUCUUUGGCUUCGAGAACUUUGAGGUGAACCGGUUUGAACAGUUUAAUAUCAACUACGCCAACGAGAAACUCCAGGAGUACUUCAACAAGCACAUCUUCUCGCUGGAGCAGCUGGAGUACAACAGGGAGGGGAUCCAGUGGGAGGCCAUAGACUGGAUGGAUAACGCCGAGUGUCUGGAUCUCAUAGAGAAGAAACUGGGCAUGUUGGCUCUUAUCAACGAGGAGAGCCGCUUCCCCAAAGGCACAGACCUCACCCUUCUGGAGAAGCUGCACAGUCGACACGCAACCAACCUGUACUAUGUGAAGCCUCGAGUGACUGACCACCAGUUUGGCAUCAAGCACUAUGCCGGAGAGGUGCUUUAUGAUGUGCGAGGGAUCCUGGAGAAGAACAGAGACACCUUCAGAGACGACAUCUUGUUUAUUCUCAAGGACAGCAGGCUUGACUUCAUCUACGACCUCUUCGAGCGUGUCGGCAGCCGGACCGGAGACGAGACCCUGAAGAUGGGCACGGCCAGACGCAAGCCCACCGUCAGCUCUCAGUUCAGGGACUCCCUCCACUCCCUGAUGGCCACACUAAGUGCCUCCAACCCCUUCUUCGUACGCUGCAUCAAACCAAACAUGGACAAGAAGGCCAACCAGUUUGACCCCGACAUCGUCCUUAACCAGUUGAGAUACUCUGGGAUGCUGGAAACUGUGAAGAUCCGCAGGGCUGGGUUCCCUGUCCGCAGAACCUUUAUGGACUUUUACAGCAGGUACAAGAUGAUGAUGAUGAAGAGCAAAAUCCACUCAGAUGAUGAGAAGCAGUGCUGCUCAGAGCUUCUCAUGCUCCACGACAAAUCCAAGAAAGAGUGGCAGCUGGGGAAGUCAAAGGUGUUUUUGAAGGAGGCCCUGGAGCAAAGGCUGGAGAAGGAGAGGGAAGAGGUGCGGCGCAGGGCUGGCAUGGUGAUCCGCGCCCACAUCCUCAGCUAUGUGGCAAGGAAACAAUACAAAAAGGUUCUGUCCAGCGUCGUCACCAUCCAGAAGAACUACCGCGCCCACUUCUGGAGACGCGUCUUCCUGCGCCUGCGCGUGGCCACCCUCAUCCUGCAGAAGCACCAGAGAGGCCGGCGUGCCCGAUCGCUCUGUUGCCAGCUCAGGGAGGAGAAUCAGAAGCGGGAGGAAGAGGAGAGGAGGAGGAGGAGGGAAGAAGAAGAGGAGGAGAGAAGGCGAGUAGAGGAGGAGCAGAACAGGAGGAUGGAGGAGGAGAGGCGAAGGAGGGAGGAGGAGGAGAAACAGAGGCUGAUGGACGAGGAGAUGAGGAGGAGGGCGGAGGAGGAGUCAGUAAGGAAGGAGGAGAUGAGACUGAAGGAGGAAGAGCAGAAAAUGGCAGCCUCAGAAGAUAAGAAAAGGAACUCACUGGUCAAUGGUGCUUGUCAGAAGAAGGAGCUGUCCCAGACUCUGUCCAACAACCACACCUCUGAGGAGGAGAGCCGUCAGAUGGAGGAGAUCCUGCGGCUGGAGCGGGAGAUCGAGCGUCUGCAGAAGCAGCAGGAGGACGGCGUGUCCCUCCUCGGAGACGUCUCUCACGAGGAGCUGCGCCAGAUGAGGGACGCAGAGAUCUUCAGACUGGAGAAGGAAGCUUCCCGUGUCGCCACGGAGUUCCUGGAUCUGCUGGACUUCGGGGGUCUGGAGCCGUCCCUCUCGAGCGAGGAGAACCUCCACGACCCGACUGAGUCCACCGCCCCUCUGGCUGAGGAGGAGGUGGACGAGGGUUUCCACGCCGAGGACGAGUGCAUCCCUCUGCCUGACUUCCCUCCCCCGGCUGCAGUUCCUCUGGACAAAGAAGUAUUCCAAAGCAUCCCCCCUCCUCCGCCUGACUUUGCAGAGGGACUACUGGUCUCCUCCUCAUCCACCUCCUCUCCUGCACUGGGGAAGCUCUCCCAAAUCCCCACCAAUGGACUGACUCAUGCCCCUGUUCUCGCAGACUCCCAAACCCCCGACUCUCCACGUCCUCCUCCUCUUCCAGUAGUCACUAACGGAGAUAGGGGGCCGUGCCAGAGCGCCAGCAAGGGGUCAAACUUUGAGCCUGUGGGUGAGGAGACGUCCCACACAAACCUGCCGGACACAGAGUCGGACUACGACCAGGAGGAGUUUGAGGAGGCUCAUGGUAGCUCGGGUGCUAGCAUAAACGACGGCCAUAUCACAGAUGAGGAGGUGCUGCGGCAAUCCUCCUGCACCCAGAACAGCCUGGACUCCUUCAGAGGCAGCUCGGACUCGUUCAUCGACAGCGACGAGGAGAACGACGGCUACGUGGACACGGACGAGGAGGUUUCCAAUGGGAGAAUGAAUAUGCUGAAUGGCACCGGGCCUCCGUACUUCCAUGGCUACCUCUACAUGAAGAGUGGUCUCAUGAUCCCGUGGCGCCGCCGCUGGUGCGUGCUCAAGGACGAGACCUUCAUGUGGUUCCGGGCCAAGCAGGACUCCCUCAAGUCCGGCUGGCUUUACAAGAAGGGAGGAGGGAUGUCCACCUUGUCUCGGCGCAACUGGAAGAUGCGCUGGUUUGUUCUGCGGGAGUCGAAGCUCAUGUACUUUGAGAACGACAGCGAAGAGAAGCUGAAAGGGACCAUCGACGUCCGCAGCACCAAGGAGAUCGUGGACAAUCAUGAGAAGGAAAAUGCACUGAAUAUUGUGACUGAGGACAGAACCUACCACAUCUAUGCAGAGUCGCCAGAAGAUGCCAGCGGUUGGUUCAGCGUGCUGAGUCGGGUCCACAGCGCCAGUCCAGAGCAGCUCAUGGAAAUGAACCACGAACAAGCCAACCCAAAGAAUGCAGUGGGCACACUAGAUGUGGGCUUGAUUGAUUCCGUUUGUGCAUCAGACAACCCUGACAGACCAAACUCGUUUGUGAUCAUCACGGCCAACCGGGUGAUCCACUGCAACACAGACACGCCUGAGGAGAUGCACCACUGGAUCGGGCUGCUGCAGAAAUCUAAAGGAGACUCCAAGGUCGACGGACAGGAGUUCUUAGUCAGAGGCUGGUUGCAUAAAGAGAUGAGGUCCGGGGCUAAGAGCUCGUCUCUGAAGCUGAAGAAGCGCUGGUUUGUUCUCACCACUAACUCUCUGGACUAUUAUAAGUCCUCAGAGCGCACCGCCGCCAAACUGGGAACUCUGGUCCUCAACAGUCUCUGCUCGGUGAUGCAGCCUGAUGAGAAGGUCUUCAAGGACACCGGUUACUGGAAUAUAAUCAUCCACGGGCGUAAGCACUCUUACCGCCUUUACACCAAAUUGCUGAAUGAAGCCAUGCGGUGGACGAAUGCCAUACAGGGAGCAAUAGACAGCAAAGUUCCCAUUGAAACCCCAACACAGCAACUCAUCAGGGACAUCAAGGAGAGCAGUUUAAAUGUGGAGGCAGUGGAGCAGACAUACUGGAGGAACCCCAUCCUGAGAUACACCCAGCAUCCUUUGCACUCUCCUCUUCUACCUCUGCCCUAUGGAGACGUCAGUGUCCACUUGCAAAAGGAGAAGGGUUACACCAGCCUGCAGGACGAGGCCGUGAAGAUCUUCAACUCGCUGCAGGAGAUGGAGGCCGUUUCUGACCCCGUGCCAAUCAUCCAGGGAAUCCUACAGACCUGCCAAGACUUGAAGUCGCUAAGAGAUGAGGUGUACUGUCAGCUGAUCAAACAGACCAAUCACGUCCCGCACCCCAACAGCCUCGCCAACCGCGCCCACUGGCACCUCCUGACCUGCAUGACCUGCACCUUCCUGCCCAGCCGAGGCAUCUUACGCUACCUCAAGUUUCACCUCAAAAGGAUCAAGGAGCUGUUCCCUGGUACAGAGAUUGAGAGUUUUGCCCACUUCAUCGGUGAGUCCCUGAAGAAAACCAAGACCAGAGAGUUGGUUCCCUCCCAAGAGGAAAUCGUGGCGCUUCUUACCAGACAGGAAAUGACGACCACCGUCUACUGCCACGGAGGAGGCUCCUGCAAGAUCUCCAUCAACUCACACACCAGUGCGGGAGAGGUGGUUGAGAAGCUCAUCAGAGGUUUGGCCAUGGAGGACAGCAGGAACAUGUUUGCCCUCUUUGAGCACAACAACACCGUAGACAAAGCUGUGGAGAGCAGGGUCCUUGUGGCCGAUGUUUUGGCGAAAUUUGAAAGACUGUCUGGCAGUGAGGAAGCUGAGAACGAGGGCCAGUGGAAACUCUAUUUCAAACUCUACUGCUUCCUGGAUGUGGAGAGCAUGCCAAGGGAAGGAGUGGAGUUUGCCUUCAUGUUCGAGCAGGCCCAUGAGAGUUUGACCAGAGGCCACUUCCCUGCCCGCGAGGAGACCCUGCAGCACCUGGCGGCUCUGCGCCUGCAGUUUCUAUACGGGGACAAAGUGCGGGCCACCUGGAGCCUGGAGAACGUCUAUCCCGUGGGCCGCCUGCGCAGUCGCAUCCUGCAGUUCACCAAGGUGGGUGGAGCCUCGGGGUCAGGCCAGACUCUGGAGCGUCGGAGGACCAGCUUCCUGGAUGGGACACUGCGUCGGGGGUUGAAGACGGGCUCGAUGAAGAAGCAGCGCAUGGAGGAGGAGCAGAUGCUGGAGAUGUGGAUAAAGGAGGAGAUGUCCGCCACCAGAGCCAGCAUCGUGGAGAAGUGGUCUCGCCUCAAAGCUCUGGAUCAGCACCAGGCCAUGCUCAAAUACAUGACCAUCAUCAAAGAGUGGCCUGGAUAUGGAUCCACACUGUUUGAUGUGGAGUGCAAAGAAGGAGGCUUCCCUCAUGACCUGUGGCUGAGUGUGAGCGCUGAGAACGUGUCGGUCUAUAAGAAGGGGGAGCCCAAACCUCUGGAGAAGUUCCCCUAUGAGCACAUCAUCUUCUUUGGCGCUCCACAGCCGUGCACGUACAAGAUCACAGUGGAUGAGCGAGAAAUGUUCUUUGAAACACCACAGGUGGGAGAGAUCACAAAGAUCAUGAAAGCCUACAUAAACAUGAUUGUGAAGAAGCGCUGCAGUGUGAAGUCUGUGUCCAGCUAUGGAACCAACUGGAUCAGGUGAUUGACUCCACAGGACUUGGAUACAGUUUGAACACCACAUCUGAACUAUUACGAGCAAGAAUGGACAGAAGAGAAAUGAGAAGAGGAAUUAAAUCCCGUUUGACAAACUAAACAAACUCCAGCCGGAAAGUUUAAUCUCCACAAAUAACAAAAAAAUGCAGAUAUCUUUACUGCUCGUGUGGGAGCAUCUGCACCAUUUGAAGCUUUAUCGUCAUCCUGAGUGUCGCCUCCCGUCAUGCAGUCUCCAGACAAUGUUACUCUCCUUACUCACACUUUUCAUUUCUACCAUUCUACUUGAAAUGUAAUUCAGGAAUCUGUCGUGGAUUUUAUUUUCAGUUCCACCCCCAAAAAUAUUCAAGAUGCACAUUAGCAACUGAAUUUAGACUUGAUCUAAUUUCCGUCAAGCCCACAUCCCAAACUGUGUAAAAGAAUGUGUUGCAGUGACAAACACACCCUGCAGCCCAGUGUAAUGAAUGUUCUCCUGGAUGGAGAUUCCCUCAGGUUAAUGUGUAAUGUAAAGUGUCAUCCUCCCAGGGAGCUCCUCUCCCUCAUCUUGCCUUAUUUAAGUUUUUAUUGUAGCUAUUUAAUCUGGAUUAAUUAGUUAAAGUGCAAAUGUGGCCUUUCAGAUAAAUUUUCGAGGUGUUGCGUAUCGUGGGUCGUGGAAGUUAGUGCGUCCAUGGGUGUGUGUGUGUGUGUGCGACAAAAACAAGAACAAGUCAAAUAAAUGCAGCAAAUAAACAAAUUCAAUGUAAAUAACCACUGCAUCAGUGGAGAUGCAACAUUUAUAACCACUGCAUUAGAGUAUUUUCUCAAAAGGAAGCAGUACUAGAAUCAGAGCAACGUUGAUUUGACGUGAACUGAAUUGGUUUGGGUUUGUCUCUGAAACGUUUUGUAGCUGAAACUGAUGUUCGAGGAAAGCAUGGUGUCAUCUGUAUAGUGUGUCUGUGUCUAAAAGAUUGUCUUUUUUUAGUGAUGUCAAAGGCCACGUGAGGGUGGAGUAUUUAUUUAUUGAAGUGUCAGUAGACGAGAGAAUAAGCUCAGAGAAGUGAACUGUGUGCUGGAAAAUGUAAUGAUGCCGUUUUGCUUUGUCAUGUGUGUGUUCAGGGACACAAGAAUUCUGAAACAGACAAUUGUUCAUGAUUUAAAAUUGAUUUUCCAAAUUUCUAAUCCUGUUUCUGACCAUUUGUCAACAUGAUAUAACCUCAGUGUGUUGCCCUGAUAUAUUUCCUCUCCUCGGCCUCAAAACACUCGAGCUUCAGCCAAUCAACCAUCAGUAUAUGUCAUGAUAAUAUGGUCCAAACCUAAUGAGCUUAGCAUUUACCUCACAUUGCAUCACUGUCUUCCAUUGCUCUCCGAUCGUACUCGCAUAGGCGUUCUGGUCAGCUGCCGGCGGCCACACCAGGGACUGACAAUGCCACUGACGAUGACUGUACUUCUGAGAUUUCUGAUUGUUUUGAAGUGGAAAAAUCAGGAAAAUGUUUUAUAUCAGAAUUUAAAGAUGCUUUAAUAAAUUAUUGUAUUUCAAAA